UCAUCAAGUGAACUUCAUCUGAAGCAGGCUUCCUGCAGAAUGCCGGUUAGAUGCAUGUAUUUUCAGUGCAAGACUGAGGUGUGUAAAUCUAAGAAGUCACUGUUUCGUUUCCCUGUCAAUAAUCCAAAGCGUUUAGAAGAAUGGAUUCAAAACUGUGGUAAUCCCCGCAUAGCAAAAUAUUCAAAAGAUGCCCUCAAGGCUAAAUAUAUCUGCAUUGAUCAUUUUGAACAGAAGUUCAUUAGAAAUGAAGGAGGGCAACGUAAGAGAUUGAGCAAAGACGCUGUGCCUAUACCUUAUGAAUGGGAUGCAUCGAAGCUGUUCACUGAUCUACCUGCGGCACCCACAACCCAAGAAUAUCAGACCAGUAGCAGCGGAGGUCGCUAUAGAAAAGUUCCGGCCAACACUGAAGACUUGUGCUUGUUCCAAGACUGCACAUUGGCUGAAGAAGCCUCUGAACCGGGUUUGUUAGCAGACCCAGGCUCAGACCAUCACCAGUUCCAGGUGCAGGUGCCCUUGAGGUUCUACACGAAACAAACAAAAACAGACAGGACUACAGAUGUGAACGACGUGGAAGUCGUCCAGAGUCCCCAGUGCGCGGAGUGCCUCAAACCGAUGAAAGGGUGA
Molecule: messenger RNA, 624 nt
Organism: Cydia amplana
Lineage: Eukaryota; Metazoa; Arthropoda; Insecta; Lepidoptera; Tortricidae
Exons: 5
Coding region: 40-624 (194 amino acids)
Source: RefSeq, a predicted model, not a curated record